Carassius auratus (goldfish) is the source of this 3775-nucleotide messenger RNA. RefSeq names its product protein phosphatase PTC7 homolog. The record is from RefSeq and is a predicted model, not a curated record. NCBI's taxonomy places the organism in Eukaryota, Metazoa, Chordata, Actinopteri, Cypriniformes, Cyprinidae. The transcript is spliced from 6 exons. Gene Ontology annotation, cellular component: mitochondrion. Gene Ontology annotation, molecular function: protein serine/threonine phosphatase activity. The coding region runs from base 286 to 1179 and encodes 297 amino acids. Gene Ontology annotation, biological process: protein dephosphorylation.
GCGCUCGUUUCCGGAACACAUCAGUGGUGAGAGAGAGUGCACUAGACUAGAGGAUGUCGGACAGGAUGGAGUGCACAGGAGAGACUUCAUCCAAGACAUAAAACAGCCCUAACUUUAUCCAAGACACAAAACACCCGUAUAUCUCACACGACCGGCGUUCACUGAAGAAGAAAGGGCGUUUGAGUCACUUUUAAAGCGGCGUGCUUCCUCUGCGGCGCGCGGAGCCGAAUGUAGGUGUUCAGAUCUUAGAGACACGGGACACGGGCUACACGCUCACCGCGGGGGAUGUUAUCGGUACUCUCCUAUGGCAGGAUCGUGGCCAGGGCUGUCCUGGGCGGACUCUCGCAGACGGACGGCAGAGAUUACCGCCUGGUCACGGCCAGCUGCGGCUUCGGGAAGGACUUUCGGAAGGGGAUCCUGAAGAAGGGCAUGUGUUACGGAGACGACGCCUGCUUCAUCGCCCGGCACAAGUCCGCGGAUGUUUUGGGUGUUGCGGAUGGCGUCGGGGGCUGGAGGGAUUACGGCGUGGACCCGUCCCAGUUCUCUGCCACCCUGAUGAAGACGUGUGAACGGCUCGUGAAGGAGGGCCGCUUCACUCCCAGCAGCCCCGUGGGCAUCCUGACCUCCGGCUACUAUGAACUCCUGCAGAACAAAGUACCGCUGCUGGGGAGUAGCACAGCUUGCAUAGUCGUUCUGGAUCGUCGGAGUCACAGGAUACACACCUGUAAUCUGGGAGACUCAGGCUUCUUGGUGGUCCGAGGUGGAGAGGUGGUCCAUCGGUCAGAUGAGCAGCAACACUACUUCAACACACCCUUCCAGCUGUCCAUAGCCCCGCCGGGGGUCGAGGGCGUGGUGUUGAGUGACAGUCCUGAAGCUGCAGAUAGCUCUACCUUUGAUGUCCAAUUAGGGGACAUCAUUUUGACCGCUACUGACGGCCUCUUCGACAACAUGCCUGACUACAUGAUCCUGCAAGAACUCAAGAAACUCAAGAAUACCAACUAUGAUAGUAUCCAGCAGACGGCCCGCAGCAUUGCUGAACAGGCCCAUGAGUUGGCCUACGACCCCAACUACAUGUCCCCUUUCGCCCAGUUUGCCUGUGACAAUGGGUUGAAUGUAAGAGGGGGGAAGCCUGAUGACAUCACAGUACUUCUGUCCAUCGUGGCAGAAUACGCAGACUGAGCAUGCUCAGUGGAGCUUGCUCUUCUCUUAAACCUGUGUCUUCCACCCCUCUUGUAUUGCACUGCUCCCCAUCUCACUUCUCCCUGCACCUUUUCCAUUCAUCCAUUUCUCGAGUAAAUCAAGUCAACGCAGAGAGGAGCAUAAUAUGAACUCGCUGGUGUGGGUGCUGAUGCAAGCAGUGCAAACAGUUCACUAUUGAUGACCUCAUUAGUGUCGAAAAGGAUUUGGGGAAUCUACAACUCACGUUGUGAAUUUGAGUCAUUGCUAUUGCUAUUUUUCCAAGGGGCAAGGAGAGCCAUGCAUUACCCACAAAAAGUGUGUUCUAAUGGGAAAAGUGGUCAUAUUCACUCGUGUGGUUAGUGCAAAUGAAAAUCUAUUGUUAAAUGGUUGGUUGUCUAUGUCUCGAGAGAGAAGUUAAGCAUCUCAAUAGCCUCUAUGUGCUGGAGUGCUCCUGUGUUUAUUGUGUGUACGUGCAUAAUGUGUCCUGUUUGGUUAAGCUGUAAUGGAAAGGUAGGUAAAAGUUUGGAAUGAGGUUUGGCUAGAUUUUAACCUUUUUAAAGACAAAACGUCUUAAAAAAACUGAUUCGGUAAACAUUACAUGAUCCUAGGACUUUUAUACGGUUCGUAAAGACUAAGUAUAUCCCUGGUAUCCUUAUUUUCAAUAUGGCAUCAAACCUGACUAAGGUGUGUAUCAGAGAAUGUCACAAUCUGCUGAUAGACCGCUACACUUGCUCACGGGGAUGGUGGAUGUUGACUGUGAAUGCGUGUUGGAUGUAUAUUUAUAUGACUUCACCUCUCGACCCUUGAGUUUGAAAGUCUACAUGCACAAAUGGCUAGCAUCUGGCAAUGCUUUUCAUGAAUCGAAAGGUCAGGUAUAUAAAUUGUUUUAUUUUUAUAAAUAUUUAGCUUUUAGUGGAACUAAAGAACGCUGGUCUUUACGGAUCGACCGUGAGACCUUUUGGCGUUUUCUAUGCUCCCUAGCGAGGCUUGGGUUAUUUUUUUUAUUGAUUGAAAGGUAUAAUUUUUUUUUGUCACUCUAGAUUGGUUCUAGAGAACUUUCACAUUCAUGUGCUGCUUUAAUUUUGUAAAUUAUAAAUGUGUGAGUGACUACAUUGUUUAUAUGAAUGUUUUUUACCUGUACAAUAAAAAAUGGGUGAGCUGAUGGCGAUUUUAUUUUACUAAAGCGGAGUGUUGAGUGUGAUUGGCUUUCAGUCUUUGGAUAAAAUAGAGUACUGAUUCUAUGAGAAGCAUUUACGGUACAUAAUUGUUAUAUUUUUGUCCAGUUUAUCAAGAUUGCAAAACCAUAAAGCAAUUCAGAUUUUUUAAGUGUCUUUUUAGUUUUGUUUCUCCAAUAUCUGUGAAAUAUUGUGCAUGUCCAGGAUGGCAAACCUCAGUCAAUUAUGUAAAAAAAUAUUGAUAUAUGUAUAGCCCCUGAGUAUUCUUUUAAGCUUUCAUAUUUGAAAUCCUAUAUAACUAAACAUGGAACUCAAUGUUUUGUGAGCUUUGCCAUCCUGAUAUGUAUCUACAGACAGAGAGGACUAUAAUCAAGUCCUCAGUUGUGCUUGCAACACAGUUCGUCUUGUGGGUUGUGGUAAUGUUGAAAUUAACAUCCCGAUCUACAUUGUUAAAUUGCUAAAGAAAACCAAAGCAGGAAAGCAGUGAAUCGUUAAAUGUUGAAAGUAUCUGGCAGAAUUAACAGUGUCCCAAAUCUGCUUUUCCUUCUAGAUGAAUGAAAUGGAAAUCAAUUAACAGCCAGUCAAAUGUAAUGUUCACUCAUUUGUGUACUUGUCAAUUACAAAAUGUGGUAUCUAGGUCGAAAAUGUUAUAGCCAGCUUUUUAUUUUCGUCAGUGGUGAUGUGUGUGAUAUCAGCGCCUCUAGAGGCAGCAAACAGAAAUGCAAAUGUUUUUUUUUUUUUAUAUAUUACUAAACCAAUGGCAUUUUUUUAGGCACAGCUAACAGUUUGCUGGAGUAAUGACAGUUUUUUGUUUGGUCAGAUGAUUAGAAUUGGGAUAAUUUAUUUUUGAUCAGAAAUGCUAUAAAAUAAUGAAGUAUUAAGGAUCACCCAAAAAAAUUACAAAGUGUAUAAAAAAAAAAAAAACUGAUCUAAACAACAUUUUGCAGUUUGAAAUCCAAUUAUAGUCAUUUUUGCAUUUGUUGGAAUAUGUCUCAAUGUAACAAAAAACAAUUGUAACGUCAUACAUUGCAUAUUGGUCAGUCUGUGUCCGAAUAUAGCCUACUAACUUUUGAUCACUUCUUCCCCCAAAAGGCAAAUGUUCAAGUUGGUUUUCUCUUUAUAGACCGCUCCUCAAUUACUCUUAAAGAAGGUAUUUUGGUACAUGUACUGUAACACUGGAUAUUGACUGUUUGAACAAACUGAUCAGAUUUUUUACUAGUUAAAUGAAAUAAAUCAGUCUCAGAGAAACCAGUUAGUAUGCAACUGAAGAAAACAUUAUUUUUGCUGUUCUGUUUUGAGUCUCUGGCGGUGUGUAAAUGUCCCAUUUCGCCAGAAGUGAGUGUCAUUGCACGAGAUGAUGUUGUUACUGGACCUUUUUGUGUCUGUAGUUUUGCCACUUUGUUUGCCACACACACAACAUA